Messenger RNA from Arthroderma uncinatum, 672 nucleotides. RefSeq lists its product as uncharacterized. The record is from RefSeq and is a predicted model, not a curated record. The transcript has 3 exons. Bases 1 to 672 code for a protein of 223 amino acids. Lineage: Eukaryota; Fungi; Ascomycota; Eurotiomycetes; Onygenales; Arthrodermataceae.
AUGCAUCUCGUUUCCUUCAUUGUCCUGGCCCUGCUCCCAGAGCUGCUUUUCGCCAGAGUGCUCUAUACCCGUGGCAUUGUCUGUAGUUUCUCUACGCCCUGUGACCCCGGAGAUACAUGUGAAGACUUAUCAGGUCGAUGGGGUCUUACUGUUGACAUGUUUAAGUCUUUGAAUCCUGGUGUCAACUGCCCCAAUCUAGUUGCUGGUCAGAGCUACUGUGUGGUUGGCACUAUCUCGCCAGAUACUCCUGGCACGACGACCACCUCGAAGACCACCACUUCCAAGGCCACCUCUCAGGCCGCCACUAAGCCCACUACGACUCCAACCAAGACCACUACCACUACCCAGAAAAUGCCAACCACGACGUCGGCUGACCCUCAUUCCCCGACCCAGCCAGGUCUCGUAAAGGACUGUGAUAAGUUCCAUCUUGUUGUGUCUAGUGAUAGUUGCUAUACGAUCGAGGUUAAGUACGGCGUCAGUGCGGCCCAAUUUACAACGUGGAACCCCUCCAUCAACGCUGAGUGCAGCAACCUCUGGCUAGACUACUACGUCUACGUUCACGUCCCAGGCGCCAUAACAUCGGUGCCCAUGCCCACGCUCACACCUACGGGGCCACAGCCGCAGAUGCCUAGUAUAGCCGUAGGUAUCACACUGGCCCAGUUCCGCUCUUAG